AUGGACGCGGGGAGCGCCGGCGACGGCGAGGCGGGGCGGCAGGAGGGGACGCCUCCCUCCGGCGCGCCGACGGGCCCCGCGGCGCCGUUCGGCAGGUCGUCGUCGUCGUCGGGUCUCGGCGCGAAGGGCGGCGCAGCACCCCAGAGCUUCGACGGCGCGCUCAGAGAGCUCAAGGAUCUGCAGUCGCAGUUGCACCAGGCGGCGGACUGCUGCGAGAAGGCGUUCCUCGCCACCGAGGAGAAGAGGCUAAUCCUGGACAGUACAAAGAGCUACAUCUGCAACGCGGUAGUGGCAGUGAUUGAUCAUCUGGGGACCGUUUCAUCCAAGCUUGAGCACCAGCUGGAGGACAAGACUGAGAUCAUGCAAACAGAGCAGAAGAUCAGCUUCCUGAAGCAGAGGCUCUUGACAUGCGAACAGUAUGCAAUUUCUCUCCAACUAUUGGCCGUUCGUGCGGACGCUGGCGCCGUUCAAUAUCAUCGCCGUUACCUUUCCCAAUCUACUGAAAGAAACAACCAGGAAAAUGUUGCCAAGUCAAGCAGAGAUGACCCAGAAGAACCCCUCAAGCUCAAUAGCACAGUGGCGCCAGGAGCUACUCGCACUCUGAAGCCAUAUGAUGCUGAAUCAACCAUCGGGAGGGAGCAUGCCGUGGCGGGUGCAGACGGUGGAAACCCAGCAUCCACAGCGAGGUCAUUUUCCUUCAGAGCAGAGGAUGUUCACGUUGCUGCAGGGGGUCAUCACAAGAAGAAGAAAGGCAGCCAUGGCAGCAACAUCAUGUCAUUUCUCAAAAGAAGCAAGCGACAUGCGUAA
Molecule: messenger RNA, 807 nt
Organism: Triticum turgidum subsp. durum (durum wheat)
Lineage: Eukaryota; Viridiplantae; Streptophyta; Magnoliopsida; Poales; Poaceae
Source: the annotation of a GenBank genome assembly